AUGGCGUGGGUCACUGGGCCGAAUCCGUUUGUGAUACUGGCUCUUGUCGAGGCGGAGGAUUUUGGGAAGAGAGGGGAGUUGGUGAAAACCUUGACGAAGCACAAGGAGAUGUUGGCUGAGCUUUCAGCGAAGGAGCCGGCGAAUAAGGGGGAGAAGAGGGGAGUCGUUAGCAGUGCGGCAAAGUUGUUAUUGGAAAGGGUUGGCAAGCGUCUGGUCGGAAGGGGUGUUGGUUGGGUUGGUUUAUUCCUUUACAGGCAUAGGUAUUAG
Messenger RNA from Histoplasma mississippiense, 267 nucleotides. RefSeq lists its product as hypothetical. Bases 1 to 267 code for a protein of 88 amino acids. Lineage: Eukaryota; Fungi; Ascomycota; Eurotiomycetes; Onygenales; Ajellomycetaceae. The record is from RefSeq and is a predicted model, not a curated record. The transcript is spliced from 3 exons.